Molecule: messenger RNA, 4764 nt
Organism: Heteronotia binoei (common prickly gecko)
Lineage: Eukaryota; Metazoa; Chordata; Lepidosauria; Squamata; Gekkonidae
Gene: OSBPL6
Product: oxysterol binding protein like 6
Exons: 26
Coding region: 114-3053 (979 amino acids)
Cellular component (GO): perinuclear endoplasmic reticulum; intracellular membrane-bounded organelle; plasma membrane
Molecular function (GO): cholesterol binding
Source: RefSeq, a predicted model, not a curated record
AGGAGCCGGUAAGGAGGCCUGGUUUAGAUGCCUUGAAUUCAUCUUGCCCUUUCAUGUAGAGAACACACUGUGAAAUGGAAGAAUGUUGAAAACCACUGGUUUUCUUUGUUUGGAUGUCUGAAAGAGAUCAAUGUGGUCUUCACAGUGAAAGCGGCCACCAGAAUCCAGUUGCCGUGAUGAGUUCAGAGGAGAAGGGUGUAUCUCCUGCUCAUAGAACUUCUAUACAGUCUCAGAAAAGUGCCUCUACUUCAUCCUCGUCCCAGCGGGAGAGUAGGCAGAGUGGCCAUGUCUUAGAGCGGAAUAUGUCUGUGGGAAGCACAGACCCUUUGACAAGCAAACAGUUGCUAGAAAAUGAGCCUGUCGCUGUAACUAAAGAACCAGACAGCUGGGAGAUCAUUGAGGGCCUGAAAAUUGGCCAGACGAAUGUCCAGAAGCCAGACAAACAUGAGGGAUUCAUGCUGAAGAAAAGGAAAUGGCCUUUGAAAGGCUGGCACAAGCGCUUUUUUGUCCUGGAUAACGGAAUGUUGAAAUACUCAAAAUCACCGAUUGAUACUCAGAAAGGGAAAGUCCACGGGAGCAUAGAUGUUGGGUUAUCGGUUAUGUCGAUUAAAAAAAAAGCUCGUAGGAUAGAUCUUGAUACUGAAGAGCACAUCUACCACUUGAAAGUAAAAUCCCAGGAUUCCUUUGACGCUUGGGUAUCAAAGCUGCGACACCACAGACUGUAUCGUCAGAAUGAGAUUGUACGAUCACCACGAGACGCCAGCUUCCACAUAUUCCCUUCUACAUCAACAACUGAGUCUUCACCUGCCGCUAAUGUCACUGUAUUGGAUGCAAAGGUACCACAGAACAGCUUCCCAUGGCAGCCCUCCAUCCCUUGCAGUAGCAGUCUUCCUGCAACAUGCACCACUGGGCAAAGUAAAGUCGUCGCUUGGCUGCAGAACUCUGAGGAGAUGGACAGGUGUGCAGAAGAUCUUGCACACUGCCAAUCAAACCUUGUGGAACUCAGUAAAAUUCUUCAAAACUUAGAAAUACUACAGAGAACUCAGUCAGCCCCGAACUUCACAGAUAUACAGGCUAACUGUGUAGAUAUUUCAAAGAAAGACAAGCGUGUCACAAGAAGAUGGCGAACAAAAAGUGUCAGCAAAGACGCUAAAAUACAACUUCAGGAAGGGACAACACUGAAAAGUCAAUUCAGCACUGCACGGCGUCGACAGAGACUAGCGGCAGCAGUGGCUACAACAGUCCCUUUCAGUGCUACAAUGUCUCCUGUUCGUCUGCAUUCCUCCAAUCCUAACCUUUGUGCAGACAUCGAAUUUCAGACUCCUCCGAGCCACGUAUCUGACCCCCUGGACAGCUCCAUGGACUACAUAAAACUGCAAGAAGAGUUUUGCCUCAUGGCACAGAAAGUGCACUCUCUUCUGAAGUCUGCCUUCAACAGCAUAGCGAUAGAGAAGGAGAAACUUAAGCAGAUGGUUUCAGAACAAGAUUUCACAGGACACAACAUGCAGCUCACACGUCUCAGACAAUCGCUUUCUCAGGCUCUCAACCAGAAUGCUGAACUAAGGAGUCGCUUGAACAGAAUACAUUCAGAGUCUGUUAUUUGUGAUCAGGUUGUCAGUGUAAAUAUUAUCCCUAGUCCUGAUGAGGCUGGCGAACAGAUCCAUGUCAGCCUCCCACUCUCCCAGCAGGUUUCUAAUGAGAGCAGGCUUUCGAUGUCAGAAUCGGUCUCUGAAUUCUUUGACGCACAAGAGGUGCUUCUGUCAGCAAGCUCCUCCGAAAAUGAGGCUUCUGACGAUGAAUCAUACAUCAGUGAUGUGAGUGAUAACAUAUCUGAGGACAACACCAGUGUAGCAGACAACAUUUCUCGGCAAAUACUUAAUGGUGAGCUGACAGGAGGCGCUUUCAGAAACGGACGACGGACUUUUCUUCCAAGUCCCUGCCCUGACACUAGUAACAUUAAUCUGUGGAACAUUUUGAGAAAUAAUAUUGGGAAAGAUCUCUCCAAAGUAUCCAUGCCUGUAGAGCUGAACGAACCUCUAAACACUUUGCAACACCUUUGUGAAGAGCUGGAAUAUAGUGAACUCUUGGACAAGGCUGCAGAAUGUGACGACCCCUAUGAACGCAUGGUCCUGGUCGCAGCCUUUGCAACCUCAGGAUAUGCCUCCACGUACUACAGAGCAGGAAGCAAGCCUUUCAACCCUGUGCUUGGGGAGACGUACGAGACGAUUAGGGAAGACAAAGGAUUUAGGUUUUUUGCGGAGCAGGUUAGCCAUCACCCACCCAUUUCAGCCUGUCACUGUGAAUCAAAGAAUUUUGUGUUUUGGCAAGACAUUAGGUGGAAAAAUAAGUUUUGGGGCAAGUCAAUGGAAAUCCUGCCCAUCGGAACACUGAAUGUGACUCUUCCAAGGUAUGGGGAUUGUUACGUAUGGAACAAAGUGACCACUUGCAUACACAACAUCCUUAGCGGAAGGAGAUGGAUAGAACAUUAUGGAGAAAUAACCAUUAGAAACACAAAAAGUAGUGCCUGCAUUUGUAAACUCACCUUUGUCAAGGUGAAUUAUUGGAAUUCGAAUGUAAAUGAAGUUCAGGGCGUCGUUAUGGACCAAGAGGGGAAAGUGGUGCAUCGCCUCUUUGGAAAGUGGCACGAAGGAUUGUACUGUGGAGUUGGGCCUUCAGCAAAGUGUAUAUGGAGGCCAGGCUCCAUGCCAACCAAUUAUGAGCGUUAUUAUGGCUUUACGAGGUUUGCCAUUGAGUUGAACGAGUUGGAUCCUGCACUCAAAGACCUUCUUCCAAAAACAGAUGCACGAUUCCGGCCAGAUCAAAGGUUUUUGGAGGAAGGGAACUUAGAAGCAGCAGCAGCAGAAAAACAAAGGAUAGAAGAACUCCAGAGAAGUCGAAGGCGCUACUUAGAAGAAAACAAUAUGGAACAUGUACCAAAAUUUUUUAAAAAAGUUGUCGAUGCCAAUCAAAGAGAAGCUUGGGUUUCUAAUGACACAUACUGGGAAAUCCGAAAAGAUCCUGGCUUCAGUAAAAUAGAAUCCCUCGUACUCUGAUUGAGUUCUUCUCUACCCUGAGACUCUUCCCUCUCCUGAAAGCUUCAUGAUAACCUCAAGAAGAUAUAAUUUGUAUCAUUUGCUUCCUUGUUAAAAAUGCUUUUAAGUCAAUUCACUGGAAGGCAUGUUGUCCCAUUAACCAGUUCCAUCCCCCCAUUUCUCAGCCAAAAGGAGACUUUACAAACCAAGAGCCCAGUCGAGCUGUGACUACAUUUUAGUUUGUCAAUGGAAUUCUUCCUUCCGUGUAGUCACAUGAAACAUUUAAGAGUUUCUUUUCCCCCUUAUAUUCUCUCCUGCCCUUUCCUCUAUUAGCUAGAAUUUGGGACCACACCUAAAGAUUUGGGGGCAGACUCCUAGGUCCGGGGGCUUUUAAGAUGGUGGGAAAGUCCAUAGAGCCUCCCCUGUUGCUGAGACUUGCGAGGUCAACACCAGGGCACAGAGAGCUGCCCCUCCCCUUCUGCUCACUUUGGAACUGGUGAGUCCCAGAAUUCCAUCACCGCCUUUGCUGGACGAAGGUGAGGUGUUUUGAUGUGAGUUGAGACAAAAUGAUUUUUAAUUUAAGUUUUUUGGCCUUCUGUAACAGUUCCCUAAUAGGAUAAAAAAAUGAGAAAGGCCGGGGCUGGGCUUGUUAUGAAAUAGAGGGAAAUCCAAGGGAAUGGGAUUAAGCCUUUGCAGAUUGAUUUAUAGCAAAUGCAGUGUUCACAAAGAGUGUCAAGAGCACGCAUGGCAGCACUUCUGGAUAAUGCUCAGAGCAACAUAAAAGGUGAAGACUGAACUUUCCUUUAUGACUCAGUACUUCCAGAUUAAUGCAUGUCCUGUUAGACUUCAGUGGGAAAACCUGAGUGCUAUUAAAACAGAGUGGUGGGUUUUUCUCCUAUUGAUUUCAGUGGGCGUUCAAGUGAACCCCUCAUUUUUUUCUCAGUGGUUCGUCUUGACAAAAUUCGUGGUUCCCACCAAAUCACCCCUGAAUGACUUCCCUGUAAAAUAACAUUUCAUUGUCAAGAUUUUCGUCGCUUCACUUGGAAAUUGUUAUGGCAGAAAGUAUCAAUAAUAAGCCUUAAAGAACGUAAUGAAACCCCCGUUUGAUUUUGAAUUUGUGCUUUUUCAAAACGGGGGGGGGGGGAAUGUGCUACAUUUUGUGCAGUGAGGGGUUUUGUUUUGUUUUGUUUUUAGUUCUAACAAGAAAACUUGUAGUUUAAGACCAUUGAUGAAAGUUACUCUUUAAAAUAAAAACUUGAGCACAAGGCAGCGAAUGCAAGUUUGAAAGACUGACCAACACCGACGUCCACAGGGUCAGGCACCAGAGUUCCACUGAGUGACACUAAGUUAGUUAUUGUUUACGAGACUGCCGUCUCUGAUGAUUGCAAGAAGUGGCGCGCAAGGGCAGAAGAGAAGAGAACCAGCAGUUGGAGUGCCACCUGCUCUGCUUGUUCCCAUUGCCAAAGAAACAAGCCACUGUUUUGGUUUAAGUGUUCUCCCCCUCCCCUUAGGAGUGGGAACUGCUGAGGCAGAGCCAGAUGUGUAGCUCCAGCUGCGCACAUGUUUCUUUUCUGCAUGUACAUAUCACGACGUUGGAUCACAGCGUAUGUAUGUUGUGCUACCAAAAAAAGAACAAAAAAGAACUGUGCCUCUCCAAAUGAAUGUUGUACACAGGAAUGUUCCAUUUGUAAGAAAACGGGCCUCAAUAAAUUCACGCAAAUUAUUUUUGAAA